Messenger RNA from Ochotona princeps (American pika), 756 nucleotides. It is a transcript of the gene COMMD10, whose product is annotated as COMM domain containing 10. The transcript is spliced from 7 exons. NCBI's taxonomy places the organism in Eukaryota, Metazoa, Chordata, Mammalia, Lagomorpha, Ochotonidae. The record is from RefSeq and is a predicted model, not a curated record. The coding region runs from base 68 to 676 and encodes 202 amino acids.
GCCGCGGUGGAGGCCGGCGUGGCCCUCCCGGCUUUCCGUCCCGGCGCGGCGGGCGGGGCGCACGAGCAUGGCGGCGUCCGCGGCUCUGAUCCUGAGGGAGGGCCCCAGCAUGAAAAAAGCGGUGACUCUGAUAAAUGCCAUAGAUAUAGGAAGGUUUCCACGGCUGCUCACCCGAAUUCUUCAAAAACUUCACCUGAAGGCUGAGAGCAGCUUCAGUGAAGAAGAGGAAGAGAAACUUCAAGCUGCCUUUUCUCUGGAGAAGCAGGAUCUUCACCUCAUCCUGGAGACGGUGGCGUUCAUUUUAGAGCAGGCGGUGUACCACAGCGUGAAGCCGGCAGCUCUGCGGCAGCAGCUGGAAAGCCUGCAGCUCCAGCAGGACAAGGCGGAGGUGUUCGUCCACGCCUGGGCGUCCAUGGGCCAGGACACGGUGGAGAAGUUCAGGCAGGGCGUCUUGGCGCCCCACAAGCUGGAGACUGUGGGAUGGCAGCUUAACCUUCAGAUGGCUCACUCUGCUCAGACGAAGCUGAAGGCUCCCCAGGCCGUGCUACAGCUGGGAGUGAGCAGCGAGGAUUCCAAGAACCUCGAGAAAGUUCUACUGGGAUUCAGUCACGAGGAGCUGUUUGAUUUCUACAACAAGCUGGAGACCGUACAAGCGCAGCUGGACGCCCUUACGUGAUGCCUCGAAGCCUGCUCUCUCCAUCGCGCUGCUGCCCCCUCGUUACUUUGCAUUGAAAGCGGAUUGCCAGGUUGUGAUUU